Siniperca chuatsi (mandarin fish) is the source of this 4146-nucleotide messenger RNA. RefSeq names its product zinc finger CCCH domain-containing protein 6-like. The record is from RefSeq and is a predicted model, not a curated record. Lineage: Eukaryota; Metazoa; Chordata; Actinopteri; Centrarchiformes; Sinipercidae. Gene Ontology annotation, molecular function: RNA binding; metal ion binding. The coding region runs from base 580 to 3921 and encodes 1113 amino acids. The transcript is spliced from 11 exons. Gene Ontology annotation, cellular component: nucleus. Gene Ontology annotation, biological process: negative regulation of DNA-templated transcription.
GGUGAAAUUAGUUUUUGACUGACAGUGGAUUGUAAGCCUCUGAUUGGCCAAAUUAAAAAAAUGAUUGAAAGUAACCACGCCCUCUCAAAGUCUCAGUGUGCAGAGAUACCGUACUCAGCUAUUCUCAUUGGAAUGAAUGGGCGCCAUUUUGGGAUUCCGUAUCCAGUUCUGAUAAUACAUCCAUGGGUAUCCGCCCCCGUCCAUAUUUGGUAGAGCCCACGGAGGUGACGUUGGCCUCAAACACGGAAGAAGAGGUAAACGAUGGAGUGAUGUAUCUAGCUAACGGAGCCGUAAACCACAACUUACUGGACUCGAAACUCGAAUAUAUUUUGGCACCUCAUACCUAAACAGAAAAGCAGGUAUAGAUAGAUAAUAUCCGGAGAACACUAUUUAUGUACAUUAUUUAUGUGCUCGAGGCAGCGUUUGUUAUCACGACCAUCCCCCGCGUGCAGGUGGCUGUUUUAAGUUUGUUUUUUACGUUAAUAGCUUAAGACUGAUCGGUCACAUCCUCCGCUGCUAUGAGUGGCCUGCUAUUCUUUCCACAGGGAGAAACAAUGAACUAAUGACGAGCAAAAUAAAAUGGCUUUUGCAAACCUGUUCACGAGACUAUCUGUUGUUGAAGAAGAUGUCAAGAGUCCUGGUAAACCAGCCUUUACACACAGGAACGAGACUGAUAAUGGUAAAAGAGGCAAUGGCAGAAAGAGGAAAACCCAGGGUGAGCAGGCUGGCUCUUAUAAAAAGAAGCGAUGUUACCAAGCCCAGACAACCAGAACUUAUAAUGCUACAUCCUUCAAAGACGAUGACUCCGAGGCCAUACACUGCCAUAUGCAGAACACUGAUAGCGAACAUGCAAGUGAUGGCUUCACCAAAGAAGUGAAACAUAACCACAGAAAUAAAGCUGGCUACAAUAACAUGUGUCACAAAGGUCAGAAUUGCAAAACUAAAAAUAACCGUAAUGUGAACAAGCAACAACAGCAGAAAAAGGAGACGGAGAGGCAGAAAAAUCAGCAUCAACAGAAGGAUAGAUGCAGACCUGCCAAUAGAGGUGGGAGCCAUCAGACUAGACCUACGAGAAACAGUGGAUGGGGCAGUAAAAAUAAAAAUGAUAAGCAGGACUUCCAAGUGAAACGUACGAGGUUCAUGACACAGGAGUUCAAGGACCAGAAUGCUUUGUUGGUGGAUGGGCGGUUACUUUGUCGACAUUUCAUUUGGGGAAGGUGCAUCAAGGGUGACGACUGCCAACUGGAACAUAUUCAGGGAUACAACAAUCUUGUCAAAGAAGUGUGCAAAUUUUAUGUCCAAGGACUCUGCACAAAAGGAGAGAGCUGCCCAUACAUGCACAAGUCCUUCCCCUGCAAGUUCUUCCAUAGAAAAGGAAAAUGUUCUCAAGGGGCAGAUUGCAGGUUUUCACAUGAGCCACUUAAUGACGUCACUAACCAACUGUUGGAUGAGGCACUAAAACGGGAAAAUGACCUCUAUGAACUUGCAAAAAAAGCUGAACAAGAGUCAUCAGGACAGCCAGCGAACACAGAUGAGUCAGAAAUUAUAAACGCAAAUACAACCCCUGAUAUACUUAUACAACCUCUCAGGCCUAACUUUUACAAAAGCACAGACACAAAUGCUGAGGAAGCCUUAUGUCAAACUGAAGAACUGGCUGAUAUCAUGGAGGGAGCUGUCCCAUCACAUGCAUCAAAUGCUGUCCAACCUCACGGCACCCCGUCAACUAACCUUAAUCAUGAGGAGCCAGUUUGUUAUUCCGUUGAAGCAGUGCUUGGACCUCAACUAUCCAAACCUUUCCCUAGUUUCUUCACAACUCCAGGAAGUCAAGAAUCUGCCCCUCUCUCUUCCUCUGAUUGCACACCAGGCUCUGCAUACCAAAGCGAGGUUCCCUACUCUGUAGAUGCUGUCCUCAGGUCUUGUAAAUCAGUGGGAAAUUCUACCGUUGGGCACACAUGUACCCCUCCUACUGCACAAACUGUAUCCUAUACCCCCAAAAGUUACUUUGAAGAGAACACUGAUCCUCUGCUAAACUCAGAAACCCAAAAUGAGAAGGUCUUGUAUUCGGUAAAUACUAGAAAUGAAAAUAACAAAUCCCAAACAACAAAAAUGUUCAAGAGCCAGUUAUCCCUCCAAAUGCACACCGGCUGGAUUUCAAAGACCUGCCCUAAUCUUACUCUGUCCUCUGGGGAUCACAUAAAACAAGGUGGGAAUAUGCCAGAAUCCCUUAAACCUGCUCAAAGAGGUUCUCAUGAAGUCAAGUUGGGAUUGUUGCAUUCUCCUGUCACUGUGGCAGAGAAGUCUGCAUCCUCCAAAAGCAAAGGAGAUAUGAAAGGAAGCACGCACCUGCCUACUGAUAUUUCAUGCUCUAUAAACUGUAAAAGUGAUGGUGUUCUUCCUUUUGGACUCAGUAAGCGUAAGAGCAUCUGUUCAAGGCCCCCUAGUCAGACAUCUUCUAAACAUCCUACACAGUUGAAGCCACAUCUCUCUCUUCUGACAUCUGACUCACAAACCUCAAUAAAGCCUUUUUGUCCCUCUUCGGGUUUCACAGAAUUUAAAGGUAGAGCUAUUGUUCCUGUUGAACCUGCCACCAGCUCCAUUAAGACAAGUGAUUUUACAAACUCUGUCAGUCAACCCAUUGAGAUCCACCUGCACUCCAAAAAGACACAAUCUGGCCACAAACUUGGCACAAAACAACAUUAUUCAACUGAAACCACAGCAGAUUACAGCAGGAAAAUGGCACAUUGUGGUGAUUUGGCAGUUGGAUGUAAAAAGACAGUGAAAAGACCCUUUCAUAGCCUUUUUGCAAGCCCCAUCGCUGACACUCUGCAGCCUUUAGACGAUUCUGUAACAAGUUCCUCUUGUCCUCAAGGUUUAAUUCAAUCUUCCUGUCCUGCUCCACAGUCUUCAGAUUGCAGAAGUACUGAUGUUAAAACUGUGCUUGAACCUGACAAAACCUCUGCCAGGUCCGUCCUCAGCCUUUUUGCUGCCCCUCUCAGUGCUGCUCCUCUCCCAUGCAUGCAGUCUCAACCAGAUUAUUCAAGGACUUCCUCUUGUUCUCAACAGUCAAACCAGUCAGUUGAUAAUACAUCUCAUUUAUCAGACUCCAAACAAAGAGCUUCUAAUUUAGAGACACCUCUCCCCCACCAGGCCCUAACUGAUGUGAAAGAAAUCUCUCAUGUGCCAAGAUCCCCUAAUUUCUUUCCUAAUCCUGAAAUAGGAAAUGAAGACAGUUCAACUGAGCAUAUAAAUCAACCUACAAAGCAGCUGGUGAAUCCCGUAUGUAGCCUUGUGUCCAAUUCUCUGAGUGAGAGGUCUACUAGUCCAACUCCUUGUGGUAACAGUCCAUCUACAACCCAUGCUUAUCAGACGUUGCCUGACAUCUCAUCCCACAAAGUAGCAGCCACUGCAAAUUCAGUUCUGAAGACACUCUUUCUGUGCCUGAGCCCGUACCAACAGGAUGGAGAGCACCAGGACAGUAUUCAGAUCAUUGUCCCUUCAGAAAGUGAAAAGCAGGACAAAAGCAGCACAGGGUGUGUCUUUGUGAAGCAACAGCGAAAGGGUAAAAAAAAGGGUAGCCGAAAGAAGAAGCUCAAGACUCAAGAUUCCCACAAAAAGUCCACUGAGAAAACAGUUGCACACUCAACAGAACACCAGCUCAUGCUUCAAACUCAUCAAAUCUCCUUGGAGGCAACAGGUGGGUCGACUCUCAGCAGUCCAGGAAUGACUGAAUCUCAGGUGAGAAACUCUGGCACACACAAUUUGCCAUUCAAACCGGUGGUGCCGCUGAUGCAGCAUCACACCCGACCAAGACUGAAGCACACAUCGGAGGAAGGAAAGUGGGUGAAUGGGAACGUGGCAGCAACACCGCUCAAGGACCUUUUUAAGACUUUAGACACCACUGUUUUCCACUUUGGACAUUAACUUUGGAAUUACUCUUGUGUGAAAACACUGAUAAUCUUGAUUAAUCUUGCCUUGUGGUCAGCCAUUGUACCCAUAUUAUGAGGGUGCACAUAUUUAAAUCUUGUUUUAUAUUUCAAACCUACAGACUUCUCUGUAUUUGUCAUUUUUUGUGCAGUUUCUGUGACUUCAUUUCUGCACUGUCAACAUUUUUUGAAAUUAAUUGAACAUUAAAAUGUUUUACAUAUA